Molecule: messenger RNA, 770 nt
Organism: Vigna radiata var. radiata (mung bean)
Lineage: Eukaryota; Viridiplantae; Streptophyta; Magnoliopsida; Fabales; Fabaceae
Product: G patch domain and ankyrin repeat-containing protein 1 homolog
Exons: 5
Coding region: 149-520 (123 amino acids)
Molecular function (GO): nucleic acid binding
Source: RefSeq, a predicted model, not a curated record
AUAAUAACUUAAAACUAAAAAAAUAAAUUGAAAAACAAAUGAAAAAGAGCAAAACUUAAAUUUGGAGAAGGGGGUAAAAUUAAAAGAAAAACGCGACAAUUUGUUUCUCCUAAAUUCUGACCAGUUCCGAGAUUAAGGUCGAAAAGCCAUGGAAGAGAUGUCGGGUUCAGCAACGGCAAUAAAUUCUUCCAAUAUUGGAUUUCAGCUAUUGAAGAAACAAGGUUGGAAAGAAGGGACUGGUCUUGGAGUAUCUGAGCAGGGUAGAUUAGAACCUGUGGAAACUUAUGUAAAGAAUAAUAAACGAGGUUUGGGAGCAGAAAAAGGGAAGAAAAAGGCCGUGAAAGUGAAACCGGAUCAUAGCGAUUCCUCUAAAGGGACCAGUGAACAGGAUCAUUUACCUAAAAAGAAAAGCAAAACAUUGUCUAAACGGAUGAGAAAGAUGCAGGAGUUGGAGAAGAAAAUGCAAGAGAAGGAGUUUGAACGAGCUUUUUUCAGAGAGUUCUGGCCAGAAAAUGUAUAAAAGAGAAUCAAGUAGUCUAUAUUCUGUCAGAAGUAGAGAAGAUUUCAGAACUCGUGCAAAUUGGAUCUCCUGGGUGUUUUUUCCAGGAUACAGGAGUUAUGAAAGGCCAUUGCGAAAUGAAGGAAUUAUGUGCAAAUAUUAUUCACAUUAUCUUGUGAUAUAUGUAAAAGGGGGGAAACAUUGUAUUACUAUUUCGUUUUUUUACGAAGUGAACAUGUAAAGAGAGAUGAACAUUUUUUUUUUUUACGAA